Molecule: messenger RNA, 952 nt
Organism: Zea mays
Lineage: Eukaryota; Viridiplantae; Streptophyta; Magnoliopsida; Poales; Poaceae
Exons: 7
Coding region: 19-864 (281 amino acids)
Source: RefSeq, a predicted model, not a curated record
UAUUUGUAACUAUGAUCAAUGGCACCAUCUACACUUAACCAACAUAGGUCGGUUGCAGCCCUACAUCACGUCCCUACAAAGUUUCCUUUCGUGUUAUUUGAUGACGUUGAGAGCGAUGACUUACCAAAAUUUAAGAGUAUCGUAGCCAGAAUCGUUGUUAAGUUCCCUAGACGUCAUGACAGCCAACAUUUUAUUCUACAAGACAUCACUGGGUCAAAAAUAGAAGCAAUUUCAUACCGCGAUAAUGUCCAAAGAUUUGACACCUUACUCCAACAAGGAUCUACAUAUACAUUAUAUGGAGUGGCGUUCUAUGUAAGCUGGGGGCCGUAUCUAUUUCGGAAUUUUGGACAUAGGCUAGAAUUGACCUUGGCAUCUCGGACUGUUGUGGAACCAUUCCACUUGCCAAUUCAGUUCCCGCCUUAUCCAAAACAUCUUAUGUCAUUUCAUGAGGUCCUCCAACAACCUCAUAAGAGGUUUAUAGAUGUAAUAGGAAUUGUCAUUCAUUUGGCGCCGUUAGAGCACAUCGGUGGAAGGCCGUACAGAGAGGCCAUACUAAUGGAUUCCAGGUGGGAUAUAAUCGUCGUGGGUAUAUGGCCUGAACUGUUGCAAAGAAAUGCUCUACGGUGGGUGUUAGCUAGAGAAAACAAGAGCAUAAUUAUCGGAACUAUGCUGCGUCGUAACAAGCUACACAGAUGCUUGCAAACCUCGGACCAUAGCACUGUUGAAUUCGAUCCAGAUCAUCACACCACACAACGGUUGCAGACAAUUCGGCGCUCCAUGAUCCAAAAUCCGAGGAGUGCUUUAAUCAACAAUUAUCUAGAGAGGAGACGCGCUUAUCUGGCAACAGUGGUUCCGGAUGUGUAGUGUGAUAGCUUGUUAUCAACUAAAGAUGGUCACAAUUAUUUGUAUUUCGCCGUUUAUGUAUUAAAAACUGGCUCUUUGUUGUGUUGAA